Messenger RNA from Salvelinus sp. IW2-2015, 3271 nucleotides. RefSeq names its product DENN domain-containing protein 2B. NCBI's taxonomy places the organism in Eukaryota, Metazoa, Chordata, Actinopteri, Salmoniformes, Salmonidae. Gene Ontology annotation, biological process: positive regulation of ERK1 and ERK2 cascade. The record is from RefSeq and is a predicted model, not a curated record.
CUCUCCAUUUAGAUUAAUUUGACAUGACUCACAUUAAUGAGAUCCUCCUUUAUUCAAACUUUAAAUAACUUUAAUAUCUGUUAGACAGUAUUGAUACCACCAUCUGUCUUUUACACUGAUGUAAAACAAUGAUAAUUUGGGAUAGCAGGGUGGUUGUCAAGUGGGUAGAAAAUGCUACUGUUGGGUGACCUAACGAAAGUGUUAAAUCUGAUCUGUGAUAACUUCAAAUUUGAAAUACAUUUCUGUAAUAUUCAUAAUGAUUUUGUUUACUGCAGACAAUGUCAAAUUCCUGGACCAUCCUCCAGGAGUCGUACUUCAACAUAAAGGGUAAAAUACAUAAGCCUAAAUUGAUGAUCGCAUUGAUAAGCACACAAAAACAUAUUGCACUAAUGCCAACAUUGAUAGGCGCUCAAAACAUUCGCACAAAAUGGUAGGUAUACUAUACCUUCGGAGUUCUAUCAAUAUUAUAAUUUUAGUACAGGGCGUUGCUAUGCAUAGGGCGAUAAACAGCAAUGCAACAACGGAUGAGACAUUUUAAUAACAAAUGGAUUUAAAUUAUAUUAAUGCAUUAAAAAUACAUCAUUCAUAAUAUAACCCAGAGGAAACUAAAUCUGAACGAAAGUAAUCGGUCUAUUUCGCAAGUUCACCAUUGAACAAUAGAACACGAAGUAAAAUUACAGGAUAAGUUUGCAAAUAAAAUUGAUCUCUAAUGACAAUAUGUUGAUAUACAAGACAAUAGUGAUAAUUUAUUCAUUUUUCAAUUACUUUUGCAGAGCUGCCGUCAUCGUUUCCUGUUCUCUCCCUUUUUAUUUUUUUUGUAUGCAUUGCAGUCCGUUAUCCAGAAAAAAAGUAUGCUACGCUCCGCGCAGAAAAUUCAGAUUUAAGGAUACUCUGCAAGAGAGCUACAUUUGCGUUGUCAAAGAAUGGAUUGUUGAAAAAUACUCCAAUAAGUUCAUAAAGGAUAAGGCGAGUGGGCGGUCCGAGGGUGACGAUGACUGCCAACAAAAGUUCCAAGGCUGCACCCCGAGCAAGAGGGGCUAAUGUGCCCCGGGACAUCCCCGACAGGUGCCAGUCUGCGUCCCCACCCCCCAUUCUCUCUGCCACACAGGGGCAGUGCCACGCCCCGCUCAGCGACAGCGAGGACAACAGGCAGCACGUCAGAUACGUCAAAACAGACGGCAGACUCUUGGGCCGGGCCGGCUGGAGCAGCAAGACCGCUAGCCUCUGCAGUGGAGCCUCCCUCUCCUGUGACUUACUGUCCCAGAGCCGACUUACCAAGUCCAAGAGCAUUAGCUGCCUGGACAACAAGCUCUCCAUCUACAAGCCCUCUGGUGGGGCUCCGGUGGGUCAGGAGYCCCAGGGGGGCCAGGAGGAGCAGAAAGAGAACCAGAAACAGGAGGACCUUCCUGGGGGYGGUGGACUGAGUGGUGGUCCCCUGAGCUGGAGCACCCUCUCCCUGGGACCUUCAUCCAACCACAGCCACAAGCGCACCCUCUCUCUCAGCCGCCCCGUGUCAGMGACAUCCUCUGUGGCCAUCCGUAAGAAGAUCUCAGAAUGGGAGUGCAGGAGGGUGGCUCUGCCUAGGAUGAGCCUGUGUCUGGAGAAGAGGCCUGUAGGUGAGCGUGUGGGCGGCAGCGAGGGCUGCCCCAGCCUCCUCCCCUCACCUUGCAGUGAGAAGACCUUUGACUUCAAGAGCAUCCGGAGGAUGAGUAAAGCUUUCUCCGAGUGCUCCUAUCCAGAGACAGAGGAAGAGGAGGCAGCCUCAGACAGGGAGUGUCAGGGCCGCUUCCAGAAGAGGCCAGGAAAGACAGACUCCUCUGCGUUAUUCCUGAGCUCCCUGUCUGCUCGGAAGGAAACGUCUGCUGUACUCAAUCGGAUACAAAAGAUCGAGAAGGUGCUGAAGGAGAGCCCCAUCCAGCCACCGCGGUAUCUUAGUAACUGCUAUGCACCAGACAAAACGAGACAGAAGUGUUUUACGAUAGGUGGGGUCGAGGACUUGGACAGUAGGGGCACCAGUAAACGCAGCAGUAUAUGUUCCGUGGUCACAGAACCAGACGCCCUGCCAGCCUCUGAUAAACUCUCCAGACAGAGGUUCAGUAUGAGCUCAACCCGGUCAGAGACCGAGAGCCCAGAGCUCCCCUGUCAACAGACCCCGGAGGGCAUGCCAGUCAACCCCCUGCCCAAACCUAAACGCACCUUUGAGUACGACGCCAACCGCAACCACAAGGGCACGUCGCCAAGCAAUGGACUACCUCCUUGCAGUGCUUCUGAGGAGUCACCACCCCUGCUGCCCACCACCCCAGCACCCAACAUGACGCGAAAUCUGACAAAGGACAGGAGCUCCCCCAAGAGACUCCAGGACAGGGAGUCAUGUGAGUUGGAGGAUGCUGCCAGCCUGGCCUCCUCGUACCCGUCCUCUCACACAGAGAAUGGCACUGUUUCCACAGAGACUCGCAGCAGCAGCCGGCCCAGCUCCAAAAYCACUUUAGAGGAGAACGCCUAUGAGGACAUAGUGGAGAAGGAGAACCCGUACGAGGACGUGGACCUGAAGAGGAGGAGUUUGGGUCGGAAGAACCGCUUGGUACCYGAAAGCAACCGGACCUGGACCUCCCAGAAACUCAACUCACCUCCUCAGCUGCCCUCUCAGCCCAGUAGUCAGUCCCUGCGCCUCUCUGGUCCCACAGACAAGAAGAGUCACCGUGCGUCCCACCUGUCCAAGCGACACAGCCAUGAUGACAUGCUGCUGCUGCCGCCCCAGCUGGGGGUCUCUCCCUCCCCCUGCUGCCUGCUGGAUGACAGCCUGAGCAGCGCCAGCGACACCCUGGCCUCCCGUAGGCACCGGAGGAUCCCCAAGAUGGUCCAGAGAAUCAACUCCAUUUACUCUACCAAGAGAGGGAAGAAAAGGCUGAAGAAGCUGUCCUUGUCUAAUAUUGAGACGGCAUCUCUGAGAGAUGACAACAGCGAGAGUGAGAGCGACUCUGAUGACAGGUUCAAAGCCCACACCCAGAGGCUGCUGAAGCUGCAGUCAAUGCUGCGGAGGGCCCCUAGCUACCGCACACUGGAGCUGCAGCUGAUUGAGUGGCAGGAGAGGGAGCUGUUUGAGUACUUUGUGGUGGUGUCCCUCAAGAAAAAGCCCACCAAGAACUCCUUUUCUCCCGAAGUCACCUACCAGUUCCCCAAGGUAAGGGAACAACCAAACUGUAUUCUGGACCCUCGAGUCCCUUGGUCAUGGGUCAGACAGCAGUGUCAAGUCCCUUAAGUGAGAGAGAGG